AUGCGAUCGUAUUUGAUUCAAAAGGAAAGAUCAUGGUUUCAACAGGUAGAAAUGCUAUUAUUAAAAUUUGGAACUUCAAUAAUGGAAUAAUCAAACAAACUCAUCCACUUCUUUGAAAUUAAGUGAUCUGUCUAGUCCAUAGCUAAAUUAACAAUUAUUUUUUUUCUGGAUCUUCAGAUGGUUCAAUUAUUAUGUGGAAAUAUUAUGAUAAUAAUGAAUGGAAAAGAUCUAAACCAUAGAAUAAACAUAAAAAACGUAUUUAUUGCGUAAUCUUAACAGAAAAUGAGAAUUAAUUAAUAUCGUGUAGUGAUGAUAGUUCAAUUAAAGUAUGGACGGUAGAUUUUAAUAAUCAUGAAUCAAAUUUUUUAUAUUCUUUAGAUAAACAUACAGGGUCGGUUUAUUCUUUAAGCUUAAAUUAAUCAUUGCAACUAAUAUAAUUAAUCAAUAUAAGAAUAUGGAUUUCAUGUUAAGUUUUUAAAGGAAGAUUAAUAUUAUUUGGGCACCAUAUAAAAGUAAUAAUUUUUGUGUAUUUGAAUGUAAAGAUGGUGGUUUAUAUCAAGAAAAUAUAGAGAAAGAGUUUAAUUUAAAAAAGAUAAUAAAGGGUUUAUAGGUUUAAGUGGAUUUCCAAUUAUUUAUAAUAAACUCAAAAAUAUGAUAUGUCUAAGACAUGUGUGUCAUAUUUGUAUACUUAAAUUCGAAAAUGA
Molecule: messenger RNA, 704 nt
Organism: Paramecium sonneborni
Lineage: Eukaryota; Ciliophora; Oligohymenophorea; Peniculida; Parameciidae
Source: the annotation of a GenBank genome assembly